CCUAAACAUUAUAUCUCAUUUCCAACAUUGUGAACUUUCUCCGAUUCAACCCACAUCACGAGAAGACACAUGGGGUGUUAAUAAUUAACCCGGGGAGACAUGUUCAUGGAAAGGAAAACUCUUACUUGAAACUGAAACUGUAAAGCGGAGACUACGCACACGCCACCGUCUCUCCAGCAGGCGUGAUCUCCAUCGCACGGAGAAUUUUCCGUCAGUUUACUAUUUAUGAAAGUCUAAGUUUAGGAUUCAUUUUUUUAUUUAUAGCUCAGUUACGAUUAAACCUGCUAUGCUUGUCACAUUGAAGGGUAAAGUGCUUCCUGCGCUGAAACAUGUUCCGGUACUGACUGGUCUCAGAAACGCCCGAAAACCCUCGGGGCAGAAUGUGCACAUCCGCGCGUGUUACGCGACUUCUGCAACUUUUCAGUUACUUGAAAACUGUCUCGAGCUCAACUAUAAAGGGACGCCGAUGCAUUUUAACUACGUGUGGCUGCGGGAUCACUGCCGCUCUGCAUCCUCUUACGACUCCUCAACGAACCAGAGGAACCUAGACACUGGGAGCAUAGACCUCGCAAUCCGUCCUGACAGUACCACAGUGGAAGACGGGCAUCUCGUCCUCACGUGGCCUGAUGGACAUGUAACAAAGUACAGCCUCAGCUGGCUGGCUGACAACGCAUAUGAAGGAAAGAAGCAGGGCACCGUGCAGCCACGUAUCCUCUGGAACUCCGAGAUCUAUAAAAAAGUGAACGUACCGUCAGCCAAAUGGGACACGUUUAUGAGCUGCGACAACGAGCUGAAGAAGUUUCUUCAGAACUACCUUCUGUAUGGGUUCGCUUUUGUGGACGAUGUCCCAGCCACAGUGGAAGCCACAGAGGCAGUUACCCAGAGGGUCAGUCUUAUCAGGGAGACUACGUAUGGAAAAAUGUGGUGCUUUACCUCAGAUUUUUCCCGAGGAGACAGCGCCUAUAGCCAGGUGGCCCUGGAUCGCCAUACUGACACCUCAUACUUUCAUGAACCAUGUGGAAUCCAGGUUUUCCACUGUCUGAAGCAUGAAGGAACUGGCGGAAGGACGUUACUCGUUGAUGGGUUCUACGGUGCAGAAAAAGUACGGCAAAAAUCCCCAGAAAACUUCGAUCUGCUCACUCGUGUGCCCAUCAGACACGAUUACAUCGAGAAUACCAGCGGCCACCAAAACCACAUGAUAGGCUUCGGCCCUUUAAUCAACGUCUACCCCUGGAACAAUGAAGUUUACCAGAUAAGAUAUAACAACUACGACCGAACGGUGAUAAACACAAUCCCCCAUGACACUGUUCAGCGGUGGUAUGUCGCACAUCGAGAUCUGACCACAGAGCUGAGGCGGCCAGAGAAUGAGCUCUGGGUGAAACUGAACCCAGGCAGAGUCAUUUUCAUAGACAACUGGCGUGUCUUGCAUGGCCGGGAGUCGUUCACCGGCCUGCGGCAGCUCUGUGGAUGCUACAUGACCAGAGACGACGUCCUCAGCAUGGCACGCCGCUUUGGCCUGCAGGCCUAGUCCCAACCGUGCAUCUCCCCCUCACUUCUGUGCCUUGUCAGUCUGCCCAUUAGCUCUGCAAGCUAACGGCUAUUUUGGUGGUCAAGUCAACUAUCAGUUGUUAAAAGGAACAAAUAUCCAUCCCAGUUAUGGAGUGCAGACGUACACUGUUUCUCCAUCAGCUUUUCAAAAUAGCUUAAGGUGGUGUUGGCAACAUGUUUGCUAUUACAAAUUUGAAAAAGAAAGUUCCAAUCCUAUCAAAAUUAACAUAAAUGGAUCAAUCCAUAUAUUUGAAAUAAAUGAACUUGAGGAUAGAGGAGCACAUUUCACUGCUGCUCUCUGCUGUGGUCUGUACUCUCCUGAGGGCCCAGCCGAGGUGAUGAAGUGGAUGUAGCAGAAAGGCAGUAAAAAGAUCUUGACAGCUUUGACAGUGUGGUGGAAAUGCCCCACGUUUUAACUCUAUCAGUUGAAAGGGUUUAUUUUUUUUCACCGUUUGAAUGUUCGGGUCCUCUUGGAUGUCCUCAUCCUCACUGAGACCCUUAUCCUGAGACUCUGAUGCCUCUUGCUGCGUCUUGGUGUGCUGUCCUCAUUCUAUAGCCUUCACUUAAUUGAAUGUGCACUGAGAGUUCCUCCUCUGCAGUUUGUAGAAGCAAGUACUUCUACAAACUACAGCUUUAUACUUUAAUAAUGUACUUUGAAAGGUUGUGAUUUUGGUCUCAACAUUUUGUUAAAUUUGUAUCUAGACUGGUUGAAUGUCUCCUGACUAGCAUUUGCAACAAUUAAAUGUAUGAAUCGUCAAA
Molecule: messenger RNA, 2307 nt
Organism: Mugil cephalus (flathead mullet)
Lineage: Eukaryota; Metazoa; Chordata; Actinopteri; Mugiliformes; Mugilidae
Gene: tmlhe
Product: trimethyllysine hydroxylase, epsilon
Exons: 7
Coding region: 287-1528 (413 amino acids)
Biological process (GO): carnitine biosynthetic process
Cellular component (GO): mitochondrion
Molecular function (GO): iron ion binding; trimethyllysine dioxygenase activity
Source: RefSeq, a predicted model, not a curated record